This is a messenger RNA of Epithele typhae, 1065 nucleotides long. RefSeq lists its product as uncharacterized. Gene Ontology annotation, cellular component: nucleus. Gene Ontology annotation, molecular function: DNA-binding transcription factor activity, RNA polymerase II-specific; RNA polymerase II cis-regulatory region sequence-specific DNA binding. The record is from RefSeq and is a predicted model, not a curated record. The transcript is spliced from 4 exons. Lineage: Eukaryota; Fungi; Basidiomycota; Agaricomycetes; Polyporales; Epitheliaceae. Gene Ontology annotation, biological process: regulation of transcription by RNA polymerase II; central nervous system development. The coding region runs from base 1 to 1065 and encodes 354 amino acids.
AUGUCUUCCCCUCAGGACCGCCCCACCCUCCCCAGCGUCCGCGAAAUGCUCCCAGACCACCAAUUUGAGCUUGCGAGGCAGGGUUCGUCAGACAUUCUGCAGGGCGGCCCCGCCUGUCGAGUCCCGCCUCCGUUGAGGGUUCCGCCCGCCUUAAGCCGCGGCGGCACUCGGCACUCACGCUCCAUGUCUUCACCGCAAGCAGCCCACCCCCUCUCCCCUCCCCCCUUGACAGCCGCAUGCUCGCUCGGGCCACAAUACCGCGCGUCCCCCGCAGGUUCGAGCGAGGCCCCUCGCGUGAGGACCUCGAUUUCCCAGUCGCCGCGUCAAGAGUCUUCCUCUCUCGUCGCCGGCGAUGUCUUUCAACCUCACCUCCGAGACAUCACCUCACACCCCUUCCCGUACGACUCCACGGGCACCCGCGGGACCCCAUCGCAGCGCGCGCUCCGCGGCUACUCAUUCUACAUCGUGCCCGCCGACGAAUGCCCCCCCGGCGACGACCGCAGGCACGGAUGCGGUAUCUGCCAUCGCCGCUUCAACCGACCCAGCAGCCUGUUGAUUCACAUGAACUCCCACACGGGUGCGCAGCCGUUCGAAUGCCCGUUCCCGGGCUGCACCCGCCGCUUCAGCGUGAACUCGAACAUGCGCCGGCACUACCGCAACCAUCGCGAGGGCGCGCUCGCCGGCUCUGCCGCCCAGACCAACCCCUCCCCGCGCAUGCAGUACCGCAACCCGUACCCGCCCCCGCCGUACCACGCGCCAAGCGCGUCGCCCUCCGCCUCCUCCGCGUACUCGUCCUUCACCGAGGGCAGCGACGACCACCCCGACACCGUCACGGCCCACCUCGACGUUCCGCGGAGCCCGACGCUGUCGUGCGCGUCGCCCCCCAGCCGCACGCGCUCGCACUCGGACACGCACCCCGCGCUUCGCGUCGCGCCGGCCGUCGAACCGCGCCGCCGCUCGUGCACGGUGCCCGGGUGCGACUGCGACGAGACCCCGGGCACGCUGCGCCCGGCAGCGUUCCAUGAGGGUUCGGCGUCGAUUACUGGGUUCGCGCGGCGGCGUUGA